Molecule: messenger RNA, 1779 nt
Organism: Grammomys surdaster
Lineage: Eukaryota; Metazoa; Chordata; Mammalia; Rodentia; Muridae
Gene: Shisa5
Product: shisa family member 5
Exons: 6
Coding region: 64-765 (233 amino acids)
Biological process (GO): positive regulation of canonical NF-kappaB signal transduction
Cellular component (GO): endoplasmic reticulum
Source: RefSeq, a predicted model, not a curated record
AGGUUGUGGCUGCACCGUGGUCCUUGGCUUGGUCCGUCUGUUCGUCUGUCGGUCUGUCCCGCCAUGGCUGCGCCGGCGCCCUCUCCGUGGACCCAAUUGCUGCUGCUGUUGCUGCUGCCGCCUCCGGGUGCCUAUGGUGAGCUAUGCAGGCCCUUCGGUGAAGACAAUUUGAUCCCAGAGUCCUGUCCUGAUUUCUGUUGUGGUUCCUGUUCCAACCAAUACUGCUGCUCUGACAUGCUGAAGAAAAUCCAGUGGAAUGAGGAAAUGUGUCCUGAGCCAGAGUCCAGCAGACUUUCCAGCCACCCGGAGGAGACACCGGAACAUCCAGGUUCAGCACUGAGGUUUCGAUCCAGUAUUGACAGUGACGACCCUAUGUCAGGGUUCGGAGCGACCGUUGCCAUCGGCGUGACCGUCUUUGUGGUGUUUAUUGCUACUAUCAUCAUAUGUUUUACCUGCUCCUGCUGCUGUCUGUAUAAGAUGUGCUGCCCCUCACGCCGCCCUGUCGUGACCAACACCACAACUACUACCGUGGUUCACACCCCUUACCCUCAGCCUCAGCCUGUGGCCCCCAGCUAUCCUGGACCAACAUACCAGGGCUACCAUCCCAUGCCCCCCCAGCCAGGAAUGCCAGCAGCACCUUACCCGACGCAGUACCCACCACCCUACCUGGCUCAGCCCGCAGGGCCGCCAGCCUAUCAUGAGUCCUUGGCUGGAGCCAGCCAGCCUCCAUACAACCCAGCCUACAUGGAUCCCCCAAAGGCCUGAGCCUGACCCUGUCCUCUUUGACUGCCAUUCUGUCAUGUGUGAGUGAUAUGCACAGUUCUUUACUGCUAUCUGUGGUGUGUGUGCCUUGUCUAGACAUGUGGCUUCCUCUGCUGUUGACCAGGUAGGCACAAAUCUUACCAGUGCAGGUCGGGACUAACCUGUUUUCUUCCUCACUUGAAAUUGUACUUUCUGAAAUUUCAAGUAAAUUAAAAACAAUAAGGAGGUAUUUCCCAUGUCACCCCAAGGUGACCAGACAUGGCCUGUCAGUCACACUUAGGAGAGCAAGCUUUUUGUGGGUACAUGUCCUGAUUUGGGGAGUAAUCGGCUAGCUGCUGCUAGGGGCUUAUUCCCGGGGCUUGGCUGCAUUUGCAGUGAGGCAGGUAGCUGGGCAGAGAACAAGGGGCCUCAGUGGCAGCAACUGAUGUUGAGGCACACCUGGCAGAGCCCCAUCCGUUCUCCUUCACUUGUCUGUCUGGACUGUCCCACUGUCUUUCCCAGGACUAUGUAGAGGCCACAUGUAUUCACUAUUCAGGCCCCAGUGGGGAAGCUUUCCUGCCUUUGCUGGCCUGGCUCCUGCUACGGGCCAGGGGCCUCUGUCUACUCUGUCACACUCUGGUUUCUCCUUGCACUGUCUUUUUACUGUUAGCCAAACAUUUUGCCUGUUUUCUGUCUCCAGAUGUGUGAUAACUGGUGUGAGGUUGAAAUCCCUGGUUCCCAGAGGACAGAUAACCUGACCUCUGACAGUCGGUUUCCCUUGACACCAGCUUUAUAGAAUACCUGACUCCUGUACCACAGUCCAGUUUGUCCCAGUGGCAGGGUACCGGGGCCAAGGGGUUAUCUGGACCAAAAGUGGGGGUGGAGGGCCUGGAUGGUAGCUCUGGCCCAGAUGUGAAUACCUCCAUAUUCCCUUUUGGCUCUUGUUCUACUGGCUGUUUUAGCUUUGUUUUGAUUGGUGUUUCUGAGCAUUCAGACUCUGUACCUUCGUUUAUAAUAAAAAUAAAGGCAACAUUUGGA